AUGAGUGAUAGUGCUACAGGUAAGGAUAUCAAGCCUGUUGGAACUUUGGUAUUCGACGAGAACAACAACAUUCUACUUUGUAGUGGGAUCGGGAAAUCCAGAAAGCAGGAUAUAACACAACUAGCUACAUUGCAAGUUGAUGACGAAGGGUUCGCAACUGUAGAGGAUAAACAAGCAGGGCUAAAGGUAUCACUCUACAGAGAUGAGGAUAUGACUACAGUUUUGUACUCAAAGGCCUAG
Messenger RNA from Maudiozyma barnettii, 240 nucleotides. It is a transcript of the gene EGO2, whose product is annotated as Ego2p. The record is from RefSeq and is a predicted model, not a curated record. The coding region runs from base 1 to 240 and encodes 79 amino acids. The transcript has a single exon. Lineage: Eukaryota; Fungi; Ascomycota; Saccharomycetes; Saccharomycetales; Saccharomycetaceae.